GACAUCGAAUAAUUUGGAGCUUGAGCAAAACACUAAUAAAAAAUAACAUUGCUAUUAUAGUAUUGUUAGGUAUAUAAAAUCCAUGAUAAAGUUUAGAUCCUUCUUAAAAUUUUCCUAUGAAAUUGGAGGAUCUAAAAUCCAACACCUUGAACUAAAUGAUAUCAACACUUGUAUGUAUGAUCUAAUAUGAUUUCACUGUACAAGAAAAGUUCUCUACUUAGAAGAUUUAUUUCAUUGCAACCUUGCAGAACAAAUAAUAUGAUGGCUUCAUCUAUCUAGCAUUCAGAAGCAUUCUUAGCACACUCUUCGUCUUUGGUCUUGCUAGCAUCUGGUUUCUCACAGCUUGAGAUGUUUUGCUAACAUUGGAAUCAAGAAUGUAGUCUUUGUUCACCAAAUUAUGCAAAACCCACUUCACCAAUUCGGUUCCCUCUGUCACCGCAGGCUUUCCACUUUCCAGUCAGCAGUUCAAGCAGGAUGACCCCAAAGCUAUAUACAUUCCCAGCCACUGUUACUGUCAUUGUAUAUGCAUACUCUGCCAACCAACCAACCAACAAACAAAGCAAGUUAAAGUACAUGCAUGAGUUGAAUGCACUUUCAAGGUCCUGUGCACAUCUAGUAUUUGGUGAAUUUACUCAAAUUCUCUUUGAAUUAGACAUAAAUAUGGGAAAAAUACAUCUUUUAUUCAUUCUUACUUCACUUUAUUUUAUAGAUAUAGUGUAUAUCAAUUAUUGUUUUCAACAAAUUUAACCAAAGGAAAUGAGUGGUUGCCUUUUGUUAUGCUUAGACAUCUAUGGCCCUGGCCUACUUAUGAAUGGCCAUAAGCUUGCUUGAAAGACUUGUGUAACGAGAGAGUUACUAAACAAGAUCAUAGAGAGAGAAAGCACACUUAUCAUUCUUGCUUUGGUUUUUGCACCAGUUGAACUAAAACCCCUCCCUAAACAACUUCAAGGCCCACCUUCACAAACCUAACCAAAAACCACUCCUAAUUUCUUUUCAAUCUUUUAGAGUUCUGAUUAUCCAAGCCAUGGAUACAGAUGAAUUCAAUUUCCCUAGAAUCAGUGAUACUCAUGCACAUGCCAUUGAUUCACCUCUUUUGUGGAAUCUGUCACCAAUAGCAUCUCCUAAUCCAUACCAAAAAAACAAAGGAGAAGAAGAUGGUGAUUUCUUUGGAGCAAAACUGAUAUCUCAGGUUCAAAGGAAGAGCUUCUCAUCAGUUGAGACCAGAAUUCAACAACGAACUUUGUUGGAUGAUGAUGAUGAAGAGGAGAAAAUAGACUUGUUGUGGGAGGAUUUCAAUGAGGAGUUGAUGUGUUCUUCAACAACUGGUUCUUCUGCUACAUCUUCUUCAAGAGAAGAAGUUGAAUUCAGAUGUGCUACUCCAGCUUCCUCAAGAUUUGCCAAUAAUAAUAAUGAUGCACUAGUUCCAGCAACUAAGAAUAUCAAUAGGCCUAGCAUGGUGGUGAUUGUGAAGGUCUUGAAGAAGCUCUUCUCUGUUAACAACUAUCAAAAGAAACCAAGAAGGAGAGUAAGAUAAUUAUCCUUUUCCUGUGGUGAUUUAUGUCAAUCAGGUAUAAAAUUGAUCAUUUAUUCAUGUAUAACAUUAGAAAGGCUUUUAUUAGUCUUUGGUGAGGGGAUUAAUCCUUAUCACUAGAGAGCUAUGCCUCUCCAAAUGCAAUGUAAAUAUAAAUUAUAGAGAGAAUUCUUGUCACAUAUGUUCCUAUUGGUUCUGUUCUAAUCUCUUUUAGCCAAGCCAAUUAGAUGAAGUUUUAGGCUUUUAAAGUGGCACUAUAAUCUUCUUGUUUUGGUAGA
This is a messenger RNA of Arachis ipaensis, 1809 nucleotides long. The record is from RefSeq and is a predicted model, not a curated record. Lineage: Eukaryota; Viridiplantae; Streptophyta; Magnoliopsida; Fabales; Fabaceae.